Messenger RNA from Pelobates fuscus (common spadefoot toad), 3349 nucleotides. RefSeq names its product myosin IF (gene MYO1F). The record is from RefSeq and is a predicted model, not a curated record. Bases 56 to 3277 code for a protein of 1073 amino acids. Gene Ontology annotation, cellular component: myosin complex; cytoplasm; actin cytoskeleton. Gene Ontology annotation, molecular function: actin filament binding; ATP binding; microfilament motor activity. The transcript is spliced from 27 exons. Gene Ontology annotation, biological process: vesicle transport along actin filament; actin filament organization. NCBI's taxonomy places the organism in Eukaryota, Metazoa, Chordata, Amphibia, Anura, Pelobatidae.
CAAAGAGAGGUACCACUGGCAGAGCCAUAAUGUGAAACAAAGUGGAGUAGAUGACAUGGUCCUUCUAUCAAAGAUCUCAGAAGAUGCAAUUGUGGACAACCUAAAAAAGAGAUACUUAGAUGAUUACAUUUUUACAUAUAUAGGUUCUGUCUUAAUCUCUGUUAAUCCGUUCAAACAGAUGCCCUAUUUCACAGACAGAGAAAUUGAACUUUACCAAGGGGCUGCGCAGUACGAGAACCCCCCACAUAUCUAUGCCCUAACGGACAACAUGUAUCGUAACAUGCUCAUUGAUGGGGAGAAUCAAUGUGUCAUAAUCAGUGGUGAAAGUGGAGCAGGGAAAACUGUAGCAGCAAAAUAUAUUAUGGGAUAUAUUUCCAAAGUGUCUGGAGGUGGCAGCAAAGUGCAGCAUGUCAAAGACAUAAUUCUCCAAUCUAAUCCACUGCUUGAAGCAUUUGGCAACGCUAAGACCGUCAGGAACAACAAUUCCAGCAGAUUUGGUAAAUAUUUUGAGAUCCAGUUCAGCCGCGGAGGAGAGCCAGAUGGAGGCAAAAUUUCAAACUUUCUCCUGGAGAAAUCCCGUGUGGUUAAUCAAAAUGAGAGUGAACGCAAUUUUCAUGUUUUCUAUCAGCUCAUAGAAGGAGCAUCGCAGGAACAAAGGCAGAACUUGGGUAUCAUGUCAGUUGAUUACUAUUUCUACCUAAAUCAAUCGGACACUUAUAAAGUGGAUGGAACAGAUGAUAAGAGUGAUUUCUCCGAGAUGCUGAAUGCCAUGCAGGUCAUUGGUAUCAAUGGGGAAGCACAACAGAUGGUCCUACAGAUUACUGCUGGUAUACUGCACUUGGGGAACAUUAGUUUCCUGGAGCAAGGAAACUACGCCAAGGUGGAAAGCCCUGACCACUUGGCCUUUCCUGCCUACCUGCUGGGCAUAAACCAGGACCGCCUCAAUGACAAGAUCACAAGUCGUAAGAUGGACAGCAAGUGGGGGGGACGUUCUGAAUCCAUUACUGUCACACUAAAUGUGGAGCAGGCCACUUACACACGAGAUGCUCUCUCCAAAGCCCUCUAUGCAAGGGUCUUUGAUUACCUUGUCGAGGCAAUUAACAGAGCAAUGCAAAAACCACAUGAAGAGUACAGCAUUGGGGUUCUAGAUAUAUAUGGAUUUGAAAUUUUCCAGAAAAAUGGAUUUGAACAAUUUUGCAUCAAUUUUGUUAACGAGAAACUUCAGCAGAUAUUCAUCGAACUAACAUUAAAGGCUGAGCAGGAAGAGUAUGUGUCUGAAGGUAUAAAGUGGACUUCCAUUGAGUAUUUCAAUAACAAGGUGGUGUGUGACCUGAUUGAGAACAAACUGAAUCCACCAGGUAUCAUGAGUGUGCUGGAUGACGUAUGUGCCACCAUGCAUGCCACAGGUGGGGGAGCUGAUCAGACCCUAUUACAGAAGCUUCAGGCCGCUGUGGGAACCCACGAACAUUUCAACAACUGGAACUCUGGUUUUGUUAUACACCACUAUGCUGGGAAGGUCUCUUACGAUGUGGAAGGCUUCUGUGAAAGGAAUCGAGAUGUUCUGUUUAAUGACCUUAUAGAACUGAUGCAGAGCAGUGAAUAUCAGUUCAUUCAAAGCCUUUUCCCGGAAAAACUGGAUUCCGACAAGAAAAGUCGUCCAACCACAGUAAGCUCCAAAAUUAAGAAACAAGCCAAUGACCUUGUCAACACUCUCAUGAAAUGUACUCCUCACUACAUCCGAUGCAUAAAACCCAAUGAGACUAAGAGGCCGAAAGACUGGGAGGAAAGCAGAGUCAAACAUCAAGUGGAAUAUCUGGGCCUGAAGGAAAAUAUCCGUGUGCGCAGAGCUGGCUUUGCUUAUCGUAGAGUGUUCAAUAAAUUCAUGCAAAGAUAUGCUAUCCUCACUCAAGAAACAUGGCCACGGUGGAGGGGAGAUGAGCGUCAGGGGGUACAGCACCUCUUGAGGUCAGUGAAUAUGGAUGCAGAUCAGUAUCAGAUGGGAAGAACAAAAGUGUUUGUCAAGAAUCCAGAAUCGCUUUUCUUACUGGAGGAAAUGAGAGAAAGGAAGUUUGACACCUUUGCUAGAACCAUUCAGAAGGCAUGGAGACGAUACAUCGCUAAGAGAAAAUAUGAGCAGAUGAGAGAAGAAGCUUCCAAUAUUCUGUAUGGGUACAAAGAACGGAGAAGAAAUAGCAUUAAUCGCAACUUUGUGGGAGACUACUUGGGUAUGGAGGAUAAGCCGGAACUCCGUCAGUUCAUGACAAAACGUGAAAGAAUAGACUUUGCUGAUUCCGUUAAUAAAUAUGACCGAAGGUUCAAGGUCAUAAAGAGGGAUCUUGUACUCAGUCCCAAAUACAUUUAUUUAAUUGGGCGUGAGAAAAUGAAGAAAGGACCGGAGAAGGGUCAGAUCAAAGAAGUAUUAAAAAAGAAGGUCGAGAUUCAGUCUGUGCAAAGUAUUUCACUCAGCACCCACCAGGACGACUUCUUUAUCUUGCACGAGUCAGAGCACGAUACUCUUCUGGAGUCAAUAUUUAAAACAGAACUUCUUAGUCUAAUAUGCAAACGCUACGAAGAAAUUACGAAGAGUACACUGUCUCUGCACUUUGCUGACACACUACAGCUCCGGGUGAAGAAAGAAGGCUGGGGAGGUGGCGGAACUCGGGCAUUACAAAUUACAAGAGGGCAGGGUGAUAUUGCCCAGCUAAAACUAGGAGGGAAGACAUUGCUCAUCAGCAUUGGUGACGGACUACCUAAAAAUUCAAAACCUACCAGAAAAGAGGUUCAACAAAAACACAUGCACAGACCUCCCCCAAAUCGACCAGCUCCUGCACCUCCAUCAGACGCCUACAGAAAUGGAGCACCUAAUUACUCCACAACCAAAUCCAGGAAUCCCACUUACACCCAGGCUAAAAAGCAAGGCAGAGCUCCACCUUCUGCUGCUAUCCCUAGGAAUCCUGCGCCCAGGAGGAACCGGGCACCUUCAGACCACAACAUGGAAUUCCUCAACGUACCAGACCAAGGAGUAGCUGGCAUACAAAGGAGGAAGAGUGUGGGACAGAGGCCACCACCUGGUGUAGGACGUCCAAAACCCCAGCCAAAGCCAGUGGGACCUCGCUGCAGAGCAAUCUACCAGUACAUUGGACAAGACGUGGAUGAGCUUAGUUUCAAUGUUAACGAAGUCAUUGAUAUUUUACUGGAAGAUCCAACAGGAUGGUGGAAAGGGAGACUUAAUGGAAAGGAAGGGUUAUUCCCAGGCAAUUAUGUGCAAAGGAUUUGAUUUAAAAAGUCUACAGCACCAGAAGCCCAUCUAGAAUAUGAAAUAUUUUCCUCAUUUGAGAAAAUGUGUUAA